CAGGUAGUGCUGUCUUGGUAGCCUGGUGAGUUGGCAGGUGGGGUGAGAGUCUCUAGUCAGCAACAGUCCAAUUUAGGGGUGUUGCAGAAUUAUCAGGAUAAGCGAGGAAAGGCGAGAGGUGGUCCGGGAUGCCGGUGGCAGGGGAACAGAAGGAAGCCUCGAAAAGCUUGUUGGCAAAAUUGCGCUGGGAUUUCUGAUCCUUGCAACCCUCCUGCCUUGAGUGUAGGAGAAGACUUUUUUAAGACUCCACUGGGAAAGAAAGCCUCCUUCCCAAGGGAGAAGCAAAGGCUUCAGCAGGGGUCAAGAGACCGCAGCUACCUGUGGGGUGCGCCUCCACCCUCUCAGGCGCGCUGUUUUUAUCCCCCUCCCUUUUGUCCCCCACCCCAUCUUCUUAUUGGUGCUGGUUUACAGCGCUGGACUCCUGCGCCUUCGCUUCGCCUUUGAAUCUGGCUCGCCCCUCCGUAUUAUGUCUGCACUCAGAAGGAAAUUUGGGGACGAUUACCAAGUAGUGACCACCUCAUCAAGCGGCUCAGGCUUGCAGCCCCAGGGUCCGGGUCAGGGCCCACAACAACAGCUUGUGCCCAAGAAGAAGCGGCAGCGGUUCGUGGACAAGAACGGCCGGUGCAAUGUACAGCACGGUAACCUGGGCAGCGAGACUAGCCGAUACCUCUCGGACCUCUUCACCACACUGGUGGACCUCAAGUGGCGUUGGAACCUCUUCAUCUUCAUCCUCACCUACACUGUGGCCUGGCUCUUCAUGGCGUCCAUGUGGUGGGUGAUCGCCUACUCUCGGGGCGACCUGAACAAAGCCCACGCAGGCAACUACACGCCCUGCGUGGCUAAUGUCUACAACUUCCCCUCUGCCUUCCUCUUCUUCAUCGAGACCGAAGCUACGAUCGGCUAUGGCUACCGCUACAUCACCGACAAAUGCCCCGAGGGCAUCAUACUCUUCUUAUUCCAGUCCAUCUUGGGCUCCAUCGUGGAUGCAUUUCUCAUCGGCUGCAUGUUCAUCAAAAUGUCCCAGCCCAAGAAGCGCGCGGAGACACUCAUGUUCAGCGAGCACGCGGUGAUCUCCAUGAGGGAUGGCAAACUCACGCUCAUGUUCCGGGUGGGCAACCUGCGCAACAGCCACAUGGUCUCUGCGCAAAUCCGCUGCAAGCUGCUCAAAUCUCGGCAGACACCUGAGGGGGAGUUCCUACCCCUUGACCAACUUGAACUGGAUGUAGGUUUUAGUACAGGGGCAGAUCAACUUUUUCUUGUUUCCCCCCUCACGAUUUGCCACGUGAUCGAUGCCAAAAGCCCCUUUUAUGACCUAUCCCAGCGAAGCAUGCAAAGCGAACAAUUCGAGAUUGUCGUCAUCCUAGAAGGCAUUGUGGAAACAACUGGAAUGACUUGUCAAGCUCGAACAUCAUACACUGAAGAUGAAGUUCUUUGGGGUCACCGUUUUUUUCCUGUGAUUUCCUUAGAGGAAGGAUUCUUUAAAGUUGAUUACUCCCAAUUCCAUGCAACAUUUGAAGUCCCCACCCCACCUUACAGUGUGAAAGAACAGGAGGAAAUGCUUCUUAUGUCAUCCCCUUUAAUAGCACCAGCCAUAGCCAACAGCAAAGAAAGACACAAUUCUGUGGAAUGCUUAGAUGGCCUAGAUGACAUUAGUACAAAGCUUCCAUCUAAGCUGCAGAAAAUGACUGGAAGAGAAGACUUCCCCAAAAAACUCUUGAGAAUGAGUUCUACAACUUCAGAAAAAGCUUACAGCUUGGGAGAUUUACCUAUGAAACUUCAGAGAAUAAGUUCAGUUCCUGGCAACUCAGAAGAAAAACUGGUAUCUAAAACCACCAAGAUGUUAUCUGAUCCCAUAAGUCAGUCUGUGGCUGAUUUGCCACCAAAGCUUCAAAAGAUGGCUGGAGGAGCAGUCAGAAUGGAAGGGAAUCUUCCAGCCAAAUUAAGAAAAAUGAACUCUGACCGAUUUACAUAACACAACACCCCCUUAGGCAUUAUUUAAUGUUUGAUUUAGUUAUAGUCCAAUAUUUGGUCGAUGAGGUAAUCCUCCCUAAGGAAUAUGAAAGGUACAACAACCACCCUCCCCAAGUUCUAUAUGCAUAUUUGAGACUCUUUCUUUCCCAAGUAUUACUACUGUGCAAAGAGGGAAAUUAUGAAGGGAGGACAUUGUAAGGACGUUCUUACCAACAGGCAUGUAUUAUCACAUCAAGCAUGCAAUAAUGUGCAGAUUUUGCAUUUAGUUUUAUGGCAUGAUUUAUAUAUGGCAUAUUUAUAUUGUGUAUUCUGGAAAAA
Molecule: messenger RNA, 2289 nt
Organism: Chrysochloris asiatica (Cape golden mole)
Lineage: Eukaryota; Metazoa; Chordata; Mammalia; Afrosoricida; Chrysochloridae
Product: G protein-activated inward rectifier potassium channel 1-like
Exons: 3
Coding region: 467-1972 (501 amino acids)
Biological process (GO): regulation of monoatomic ion transmembrane transport; potassium ion import across plasma membrane
Cellular component (GO): plasma membrane
Molecular function (GO): G-protein activated inward rectifier potassium channel activity
Source: RefSeq, a predicted model, not a curated record